Labeo rohita (rohu) is the source of this 1463-nucleotide messenger RNA. It is a transcript of the gene rbm34, whose product is annotated as RNA binding motif protein 34. Bases 94 to 1395 code for a protein of 433 amino acids. The transcript has 12 exons. Gene Ontology annotation, molecular function: RNA binding. The record is from RefSeq and is a predicted model, not a curated record. NCBI's taxonomy places the organism in Eukaryota, Metazoa, Chordata, Actinopteri, Cypriniformes, Cyprinidae.
UGCCGCGCCGAGGAGAAACAAACGCAGCCUCGGGAGCGCUUCUGUUAGCCUUAUUAUAUUUUUCAGCCAAACAGCUAAUAAAAUAAUCCGUAGAUGCUUCUUUUUUAUAUUGAUGUGCUUAUUGAGGAUUUUACACAGGCAUGCAAACAGGCUGACAGCAUGAAGAAGAAGCAGAUUGUAAAGAGUAGUGAAGGUGGAGAUGCUGGAGAUGCUGGAGAUUAUAGGGUCGGUCAGGUGUCCAGCAGCCUGUUUCCAGAAAAACACAAAAGUGGAGCUUUAUCAUCUUUAUUCUCCUCCACAUCAUCUUCAAGUACUUUAGUCUUCGUUCCUGCACCGAAAAUUGAGCCUAAAGUCACACCAGCACCGUCGGAUAGCGCUGAGGUCAAAGGUCAGGAUCAGACUCAGAAACAGAAAAAGACUCCAAAGAAGAUUUCAGCAGCUGAAAAGAAGCUACAGGACAGAGAAAGUGCUUUACAGAAUGCAGAUGAUGAAGGACAAACAAGUGCAAAGAAAGUCAAACGCAAGCGUCCAUAUGUGACGGAUGAAGCGACAGAAGACGAGCGGCCCUUUAAAUACAGAAAGACAGUAAAAAACAUGGCGGAGGAGCGAAUCAAAAUGAAACGAACUGUGUUUGUGGGGAAUCUGCCUCCCAACUGCACAAAGAAGAAUCUUUUGACUCUGUUCAAGCAGUCUGGAGCCGUCGAGUCGGUCCGAUUCCGUUCAGUGGUGCGAGACGACCCGACCAUAUCCCGAAAAGUGGCAGCAAUCCAGAGAAAAGUUCAUCCCAAAAAACAGAAUAUUAAUGCUUACAUCAUCUUCAAAGAAGAAGCAGCAGCAGCUGGCGCUCUGAAAUGGAAUGGGAAGGAGAUUGAGCCAGGUUUUCAUAUCCGAGUGGAUCGUGUCUCUAAGCACAGUGGACAGCAUGAUCAUAAAAGGUCCAUAUUUGUGGGAAAUUUGCCAUAUGAUAUAACGGAGCUUCCGUUACGUGAACACUUCGAGGAGUGUGGGACAGUGGAGGCCGUGCGUUUGGUGCGAGACAGAGAUUCUGGGAUGGGGAAGGGCUUCGGCUACAUCCUGUUUGAGAGCCCGGAUUCAGUGAUGUUGGCACUGAAACUCGACGGCUCCAAAUUACUAGAGCGAAAGAUCAGGGUGAAACGAUCUGUGAAGAAGGAAAAAGAAAAGAAAACUCCUCCAGGUCGAUCUUCAGGAUUCAAAGGGCCGAAGCAAGAAUUCAGAAAUAAGACAAAAGGAAAGAACUUUAGGACAAAUCCUGGCAAGAAACAAACGCAAGCUUCAUCGUUCAAAGGAGAGACGGCAGAUCCUGCUGCCAAAAGUGGCAAAGGACUGAAAAAGAAAUUUAAAAACAAGAAAAAGAAACUAAAUGUUCAUAUUUAAUGCUUGUGCGUAUAUUUUAACGAGUUUGGUAUUUUUAUGUCACAAGUAAAAAUGUGGUUAAACACUGA